CUCGGGUCAUGCGGCACCGGGUCGGUGCGUUGCAAUGUUUGCGCAUCCUAAUGUGCGUUGGUGCAGGCAGAUAUUUCGGGCUUCAGGGGCUUCCCUUUGCCAUACCGAUUGCACAAAAGAGACUUCCCAAGGACACAGCGUGGGAGGAUGAUGUAGUGCUAUUCUUAGAUUGUGACGAUUGCCUCUACCAAAACAACUGGACCACGGCCGAGAAGCUGACGGACAGCAUUGCAGCCUACACUGCUCGCCUUGGUGUCAGCAAAGAGGAAGCUUUUGCUUUGUACGAAGAGCAUGGGACCGCAUUGAAAGGCCUUCUCGCUGAAGGAAUCCUGGAUGAAAAUGGUGCAGAAGUGUAUUUGCAAGACGUGCAUGCCAUUGACCUGUCUGACAUCACUCCGGAUCCGCAGCUGGCGCGGCUGGUGGGGCGUCUACGAAAACGGCCCUGGAUUUUCACCGCCUCUACGGAGGAGCAUGUGCGGCGCUGCAUCAGACGACUGAAGCUGUCAUCCAAAGACCUGGCUGGGAUCAUUGACACACGUCUCUGCAGGUUGGAAACAAAGCAUCACCCCAGCAGCUUCAAUGUGGCCAUGCAACGGGCUGGUGUUGCCAGGCCUGAGCACUGCCUUCUUUGUGAUGAUAGUCUCAAAAACAUUCGCGCGGCGAAGCGGAUGGGUUGGCGCGCAGUCUUGGUGGGCUACUUGAGUCGUGGCGAUGGAUCACCAGUCCAGUGCGAGGAAGCAGAUUUUCACAUUGGCAACUCAGAGAUGAAGGGCCUCAGGUGGUCGGGUCUAUGAUGGACUUACGAUGCUGAAAGCGAACUUCAUCUUUCUUCAUGAUUUGUCUAGCCAAGAUUUUCAAUGCCAAGAUACUCAGAAUGGGUCGUUCUAAGCAUUGUGGCGCUUUAUCAAUGUGCUAAGGACUCAGGGGUUGCAAGGGAUUCCGAUCAUUUUGGGUAGCUGGGUAGCAGAACCCCGGACCUGUUUUGCGAGGAGGUGCACUGCUAAUGCUAAGGUUCGAUCCACGAAUUGCCUGAAGUGAUGCCAGAGCUUUGGAAUUGAAGCAGACCGGGCAGACCCUCCAAUUUGGUGGUUGAGGUCCGCAUUCUUAAGAAACACUGAUGUAGGAACCCACUUGUUCAAGUUGCCAAGUUGCUAAGAUCAUAUUUGGCUUAUAGUUUUUGGUUGAACCAAGCUGAGAAGAGCUUGCUAACAAGGCAGCUAUUCCAAGAGGGUGGAAGGUUGCAGCUGCCGAGUGAAAACUGCUCGGCUGUACUGAGCUGCGCAACAGCCGCCAGACCCCAGUGUUGGCUGUGUGUGUCACAGCUCCAAGCUCCAGAAGAGGGACCAACUCUGUGGAUCCACUCUGGAAAGUCUCUCUUCGAUAAGAUUCGAUAAGUGAACAAUUAGAACAAUUCAAUGUUUCCAGAAACGGGCCAAAGAUGCGUGCGAGCGGCACUUGCUAGCCCGAUCAAAGACCGGAGGAAGCAAACGAGCGAGCAGCAAAGUAC
Molecule: messenger RNA, 1507 nt
Organism: Cladocopium goreaui
Lineage: Eukaryota; Dinophyceae; Suessiales; Symbiodiniaceae
Source: the annotation of a GenBank genome assembly